AUGAAUAACGAGGAGAGCCAACUACGGCUCUAUUAUUAUGACUACUUAGCUACAAGGUUAUUUCCUCUCUAUAAACUUAACCCCGAGGAUACGAUUCCGCUACUCUUAUAUAGUAGCUAUAUAUCACGGAAGAAUAUAGCUAAGGAGAUUAAGAGCUAUCUAGGUAUUGAGAGGCAUAAUACUCAGAUCUUGUUUAUAAUACUAAUAAAUAUAGAUACUAUUGCUCUUGCGAACCGUCUAGAUAGACUUCCACUAGCAAUAGCUAUUGCUAGAGCGUUUAUACGUGAAACUGGAACUAGUGUUCAUAAUAUUACUAAUUAUCUUGGUCCGACCUAUAGCUACAAUCAAAUCCUGAACGCCAGUACUAGCAAGCUUAAGUGCCCUAAUCUGGCUGAAAAGGACAAUAUUAAGUGCACUAGCGUUCAAAGCUACAGAGAGAAGAAUAUAGAUCCUCUCUAUCUUAACGCACUAGCGCUUAUAUCUAUUAGGUACACUGUUCCUAGGGUAGAUAAUAGAAAAUAUCUCGAGCUUCAGCAGCGGCUUCUACCGCACGCGAAAUAUGUGGGCCAUAAGGACUGGUUAGAGGAAAAUAUUAGAAAAUCACUGGCUGGCAAGGAGAGAGUCUUAGGUCAAAAUCAUCCUUCCACGCUUGAUAUAGUUAGCGAUCUAGGGAACCUCUAUAGAGAGCGAGGGAAGCUUGAGGAGGUGGAAGAUAUUUACCAGCGAGCAAUAGCUAGCUAUAAGGAGGCUCUCGGUCCGGAUCACCUAUCUACUUUUAAAGCAGUCGGCAACCUCGGGAAUCUCUAUAGAGAUCAGGGGAAACUUAAGGAGGCUAAGGAGAUAUACCAGCAAGCACUCGCUAGCAAAGAGAGGGUCCUCGGUCGAGAAAAUACUAGACCUCGCUUCGGGUCGGGUUUGGGUCCAACUUCAGGACCCGUACCCGCGGGUCGGGUUCAUACCCAAUACCCAAAACCUAUACCCGUAGACCCGUGGGUUCUUGGCGGGUACCCGCGGGUUACCCGCCAAGAACCCGUUUUGGCAUAA
Messenger RNA from Penicillium cinerascens, 1044 nucleotides. RefSeq lists its product as uncharacterized. Bases 1 to 1044 code for a protein of 347 amino acids. The transcript is spliced from 7 exons. NCBI's taxonomy places the organism in Eukaryota, Fungi, Ascomycota, Eurotiomycetes, Eurotiales, Aspergillaceae. The record is from RefSeq and is a predicted model, not a curated record. Gene Ontology annotation, molecular function: protein binding.